Menidia menidia (Atlantic silverside) is the source of this 1397-nucleotide messenger RNA. The record is from the annotation of a GenBank genome assembly. NCBI's taxonomy places the organism in Eukaryota, Metazoa, Chordata, Actinopteri, Atheriniformes, Atherinopsidae.
ACAAAGUGAAAGCUGACAGAGUGGCUGCGUUCUGGGAGCGUAUUUCUACGGCCGAGCCCCUCCUCUGGUGGCUGGAGGUUGAUGUCACUGGCAGAGUCUUCAGGACAGGACACAACUAGGUAGAGCUGGUCAGGGGACACUUCGGAAGGAAAAGAAGGCGAUGUUCCAGCGAGGAUCUUGUUUAUGGACAUUGCGGGAAGGCUGCUGAUACAGUCCAGUGGGCUCGUAGGUGUUUUCCAGCUGAAAGGUUGAGGUAGCCUCAGAGCCGCAGUAUUUUUAGAUCACUUCUUAGAGGGAUAGAAAAAUGUCGUCUCCAAGUCCGGGCAAGAGGCGAAUGGAUACCGACGUCGUGAAACUCAUCGAGAGCAAGCAUGAAGUCACCAUCUUAAGCGGACUCAACGAGUUUGUGGUCAAGUUCCACGGCCCACCUGGAACACCGUAUGAGGGAGGAGUGUGGAAAGUUCGGGUAGACCUCCCAGAUAAAUACCCUUUCAAAUCACCUUCUAUAGGGUUCAUGAAUAAAAUAUUUCACCCCAACAUCGAUGAAGCGUCAGGAACUGUCUGUUUAGACGUCAUCAACCAGACGUGGACAGCUCUGUACGACCUCACCAACAUCUUCGAGUCGUUCCUCCCCCAGCUGCUCGCCUACCCCAACCCCAUCGACCCCCUCAACGGGGACGCCGCCGCCAUGUACCUGCACCGACCAGAGGACUACAAACACAAGAUCAAAGAGUACAUCCAGAAGUACGCCACAGAGGAGGCUCUAAAGGAGCAGGAGGAGGGCGGGGGCGACUCCUCCUCCGAGAGCUCCAUGUCGGACUUUUCGGAGGACGAGGCUCAGGACAUGGAGUUGUAGUGAAGGCGCCGCCGCCUUCGCCGCGCAACAGACUGUCGUUUCCUAAAGAGCAAAAACUGAGUACUAUAUUCAUAUUUAAACGAGACAGUUUUUUACAGCAACACAAGGAUUUUUAUCGCUACGCGGGGGAUUUGCAGUAUGAAAAGUCGACCCGCAUUUAGGAAUUCGCCGCCACCCCCCCACCCCCCCCGCCUCGUCUGCGUCCCCAAAGCCCGGCUAGAUCAGAGAGGAGCGCUCCUUCACAUUGGCUGGUCCUCCGGGGCCUCGGUCGGGCGUUUCUCAGCGCCUGACGGAGGACUGAAGCAAGAGGGGGCAGCCAUCUUCAUUUUCAUCUUCCCCCCCCGCCUCCGCUGCUCUGUGGAAUCAGAGCUCUCCCCUCACCGCUAAAUGGCGGUGGAUGACAAUCCCCACAUUCAAAAGAGGGAUGGAAACCCCUUCAGUUUUCUUUUUUUUGUUGCCCACACUGCCACCACGACGAGCUGCCGUCACGCAGCGAGGAGCCCGGUGCACGCCACGGACGGCCCUCCCAGCGGGGAACCCC